Colletotrichum destructivum is the source of this 645-nucleotide messenger RNA. RefSeq lists its product as uncharacterized. Bases 1 to 645 code for a protein of 214 amino acids. Lineage: Eukaryota; Fungi; Ascomycota; Sordariomycetes; Glomerellales; Glomerellaceae. The record is from RefSeq and is a predicted model, not a curated record. The transcript has 2 exons.
AUGGUCUCCUUCAACAGCCUCAUCACCUUCCUCACCCUCGCCGCCGCCUCCCCUCUCAGCGUCAGUGCCGCCUCGGUGCCCCGCCAGUACGCCGAGAAUGGCGAAAUAGUCCGCGAGGGCGGCUCUUGGCUCCCCAACCCCGAGACCUCGCCCCUCAACACCAGACAGACUCCUUGGGACGACUACCACCGCAUGACCGAGUUCUUGACCGAGAAGAGCGUCUGCCACUACCUCCCCGUGCCCAAUAGCCGCGACACCAACUGGCCAUGCCGCCAAUGCUGCGAAAAGUUGACGGGCAACUACGGCUCGAGCCCGGAGGCGCAGUGUGUCUGCACGACCAUUUCGGUUGACCUCGAGGCUAAGAUUAUCGAGGGCCUCGAAACCAGCGGCGCCGUCAUCUACAGUGUCUGGCUCUUCUCCAUCAGGCAGGUCCUCGAGAAGGUCAGCUACGCCAUUCCCGGCGGCGGACCCGUCCUGAGGGUUGUCAAGGCUAUCGCCAAGUCUAUUCGCAAGUUAAUGGGCUCUGGAAAGGGCAAGGAAGCGUGGGCUUCUAUGGUCAAGGACACUUGCGGUUCCAAGGGAUACAACGUGAACAUGGGCAUCGAGAGGGCUUACGAUAUCUUCAAGAGUGCUCCCUCUGAAUAA